Molecule: messenger RNA, 1447 nt
Organism: Ceratosolen solmsi marchali
Lineage: Eukaryota; Metazoa; Arthropoda; Insecta; Hymenoptera; Agaonidae
Product: post-GPI attachment to proteins factor 2-like
Exons: 5
Coding region: 494-1258 (254 amino acids)
Biological process (GO): GPI anchor biosynthetic process
Cellular component (GO): Golgi membrane; endoplasmic reticulum membrane
Source: RefSeq, a predicted model, not a curated record
GCUAAUGAAAAAUAAAAAUAUCUCCCCUAGAGGUAGUACGAAAAUAGUAAUGAGUAGCGCUCACUACACUAAACAGUGCCAACAGCAACAUAACCUUAUAAAUCGUCUCCUCCGCGGAGCACGAAGUGCGCGUACUCCAACGAUGAUCCGCACUUAGGUCUUUCUCUGGGAAAUAUUCGCACAGAUGUCGCACGAAAUGGGAAAAAGAGUGAAAGAGAGGAGGUCGUAGAGGGAUACAGUUUUCGUUUUCUAUAAUAUCGAAUUUCGAUGUGGAGGUGGAGGACUAUUCGAAAGUGCUCGCUCCAUCCUCGUCUCACAAGUAUAUAUUCUUGUAAACAAAGAUGCCAGCCAUUUGAGUGACUAAUAUUAAAAGAUGGAAGCGAUGGAUAUAAGACUUACGAUUUAAAAAACCAAUCAUGGUUUUGUAUUUAUCAUACUGGGUGAUAAUUUAAGUUCCUGUGUGAUCAAUCGACUUAAGUAAGACAUAUAGAGCAUGGAGGUUAAUAAUGUCGUAGGCAGCAAGAGUUCCAUAUAUUUGGUGGUACCUUUUCGAAAAUUGUGUAUAGUCACGGUUUCCAUACCACUCACUACUUUGUUAUUUUGUUUUGUCACAGCCUACAUAUAUCAACAAGAUGACAUCCAUGAAACGCACUGUAGGGUAUAUAAUGUUCUUCCUUCGAUAUCAGCUAUUACUGGGGUAUCGCCUCAAAGAUACUUGUGGCGCGUGAGCAUUGCUCUUCAUAUUGGACCACGUCUACUAAUAGCCAGUGUUUAUUAUUCAUUUUAUCAUAAAAUUCUCAAGACCAUUGAGAACGUGCGUAAAAGAUUACAAGGAUCCAGGCUUUUGAAUCUUUGUUACUGGUUGAAUAUUUCAGAAGUCGCUGCUCUAUGCGGCGUCACCUAUAUUUCUAAUAAAGAAAAUUAUGCUGUGCACGAGAAAACCUUUAUAGUUUUCAUGAUAAGUUCUCUCACACACAUGCUGAUAGCUGUAAGAUUAGGUCGCUUAAUUACCCCAAAUGCACAAAGUCUGCAGUACAAACAAAUCCUUUUUGCAACAAGCAUGGUUAGCACCGUGGGCCUUAUAAUUUUCUUCUUGAAGCAUCGAUUAUUGUGCCACGAUCUGGCAUUUAGUUGGUUCUCUUUAUGCGAGUAUGUGAUAGCUUCAGCAAACAUGGCAUUUCAUGCUACUGUCAUAUUAGAUUUUCCUGUGGAUCAGCUCGUCGUAGGAAAUGGUUUAAACGCAAUUAAAGGAGAUUAAUAAAAGAACAAAAUUUUACAUACAUCAUCGUAUGAAAUUGCACACGAUAUCUGUCUUUAUGCAAUAUUCUACUUCUACUUUCAAAAUAUGUUGGAAUUUGAGAUUCUUUGUUACCAUUGACGGUAAAUACAAGAACUUUUCAAGACAGAAAUCACUGAAGAGCAAUUGUACCAUGCACAUACGCAGCAG